This is a messenger RNA of Anopheles stephensi (Asian malaria mosquito), 1039 nucleotides long. Its product is annotated as chymotrypsin-1-like. Gene Ontology annotation, molecular function: serine-type endopeptidase activity. Lineage: Eukaryota; Metazoa; Arthropoda; Insecta; Diptera; Culicidae. The record is from RefSeq and is a predicted model, not a curated record. The transcript has 3 exons. Gene Ontology annotation, biological process: proteolysis. The coding region runs from base 80 to 871 and encodes 263 amino acids.
AGCGCGAUCGUCCGUGAGAGUACUCGUGGGCAACGCAAACCAAAAAGAAACCCGAAACCCAGCCACCCGAUUCCGGAAAAUGAAGACGUUAAGAACGUGCUCAGCGGUGCAAGUGCUUGCCUCGGUGGCCCUGCUGCUAACAGUCGCAAGUGCUCUGCCGCAACGUAGCAACUCACCUACGCCACGGAUUGCCGGCGGUGAGGAUGCGGCCGACGGUCAGUUUCCCUUUCAGGUGGCACUCAUCAACGAGGGGCUAGUGUACUGUGGCGGAACCGUGCUCAACCGGCGCUGGGUACUGACGGCAGCGGCCUGUAUUACCGGAAAAGCACUCUCGGAUGUGCAGCUGUUCGUUGGCAGUGCCGACCGGCUUACCGGUGGCCGUAACGUGACCGCGGAACGAUUCGUUCUCCAUCCCGACUUUGACUCGCAAACGUACGCGAACGAUAUUGCGCUGGUACGGCUGGUGGAGUCCCUCUCGUUCACCGGCGAUCAGCUACAGCCGAUCCCGCUCGGCACGGAUUUCUUCGAAACGGCUACGAACGCAACCGUAUCCGGCUGGGGUCGAUUCUCGAUUUCAAACAAUCAGCUCCCGUCCCGUCUGCAGUUCAUCCAGACGGACAUCAUCGACAGCGACCGGUGUGCGGAUGAGUUCGAGGAGCCGUACCGCAGCCGAAUCUCCGACCGUACCAUCUGCACCAGCAACCAGCCCAACCAGGGCGUCUGUCUGGGCGAUGCCGGCGGUCCACUCGUGCUGGACGGUGUCCUCGUCGGUGUCCAGUCCUGGAGCAUCCCGUGCGGGAUGGGAUUGCCCGAUGUGUACGAGCGCGUAUCGCACCACCGGCCCUGGAUUCUGGCCAUCACGCUGCUGUAGAUGGGGGGUGGAGUUCAUCUUCCACGGAGAGAAGCGUAGGUUAAGUGGUUAAGUUCUCUCUAUAUCGGUGCAAUGGCUGGUUCGUGCACUCUCGUUAGGGCGCGAAUCGCAAUCGUCCGUAAGCGGUACAUUCGUCAAUAAAAUACAUACACUGUGCGUUUGACAGGA